CCCUGACAAACCGUCAGAAACCAUCCGAUCGCUUCGGCUCUGGAAUAAUAGUUUUUCCGUGCUUUCCCUUUGGCUAGGAUUGCCCCAUCCGGACGACGCUCCGAAUCAACUGUCGCUCUGCCCGCCCCCCCUGAGCGAACGUUAGUCAUUCAGCUUCACCGGAUUCUCCAUCAGAUGCAAAUUAGCGCCCUCAAGAGAACCCGUAAGCCCGAACUCAUCCAUCUCAUCACAUCAACAAGAACGCGGCAGAGUUCGACAGCAGCGUGAUAGGCGCAGAGAUGGAUAAUGAUCCGCCUUCAGGAUCCGAGACAGAGUCAAUCAUCGUUGCGCGAAAGGCUAGCAACAGAAACAGCAGUGCCGCCAAGGCGCUGAAGAACAUCCCUUCUAUCGAGGAUGACGUCUCCUAUCUCCAACCGGACUUCGACCCCAACAGCCUCCCAGUCCCGAAACUUCGCAACAUUUUCCUAGCGCACGACGUAGCCUACAGGUCUGCAAAGACAAAGGCCGAAUUGGUGGACCUGUUUGUGAGAGAGGUUGCGCCGAGAGCAGCAGCCACGUUGGAAGCCAUGACGCGUGUCAAACGUUCGGACAGAGGCAUUGUUGACGUCGGCCGUUAGACAACGAGACGAUCGGUGGGGGAGGAUAGUUACGACUCGCGCGUCGAUGGAAGUGUGUCACAGGAAAAGGCAUCCGGACCUCGAUCUCGGAGCGCUAUGCAUUGGCGAAUGCGAUGACAUUCUUAUGGACCUGGCCCUAUUUUCCACAAAUAGGACUUGGGAGAAACAAUGCACUCUUCGG
This is a messenger RNA of Colletotrichum destructivum, 798 nucleotides long. Its product is annotated as Putative HeH/LEM domain-containing protein. Gene Ontology annotation, molecular function: chromatin binding. Gene Ontology annotation, cellular component: nuclear inner membrane. Lineage: Eukaryota; Fungi; Ascomycota; Sordariomycetes; Glomerellales; Glomerellaceae. The transcript has a single exon. The record is from RefSeq and is a predicted model, not a curated record. The coding region runs from base 279 to 617 and encodes 112 amino acids.